Heteronotia binoei (common prickly gecko) is the source of this 1475-nucleotide messenger RNA. RefSeq names its product tetraspanin 18 (gene TSPAN18). The record is from RefSeq and is a predicted model, not a curated record. The coding region runs from base 672 to 1415 and encodes 247 amino acids. NCBI's taxonomy places the organism in Eukaryota, Metazoa, Chordata, Lepidosauria, Squamata, Gekkonidae. Gene Ontology annotation, cellular component: membrane. The transcript has 11 exons.
GACAGGCGUCGAGAUAUCCGCCAGAAAAGGACGCGUCUGCACAGCGCGUGAGGGCAGGGAACAAUGCACUGAAAGGAAGGCGCUAACUGCCGAGAGGGAGGGCAGGGAAGGGGGGAAGGGGGGAGGGGGCACCGGUGGGGAGCUGGAGCUGGCUGCAGCUGGCGACUCUGGCUCUCCUAGGCUGCUGGGCAAAGGGAGCGCUCACGCAGCGAGGAAGUGCCGGGCGGCUGCAGCGGUUCCUCGCGCCAGUUCGAGAGGCUCAGCGGGGACUUAAGCGCCGGCUGCCUCCUCAGAAAGUUACCCCAGCUGCUUCGGGGGAGCAGUUCUUGCUGCUUUGGCAUCGCGGAGGAGGAAGAGGGGCUGCGCAGCCCAACGCUGCGCCGAGGUGCAUACAAAUUAGCUGCAAAAAGAAGAUAAAGGGCCAUUGGACUUGGUAAAAGACUAGGAAGGAUCUGAGUAAUCAUUACCGGCACCAGGACACAAUAGUGCAAUGCCAAGAACACUUUCCUUGGAGUAAGUCCCACUGAAUCAAUCUCAACAGAAUUUUGAGUAGACCUUCCUGGAUUGUUCUGACAAGCUUGGCCAAUAAAAGAUACAUGGGACGUAUAAACCAAUAGAGAUAAAAAAGAGACAUUGGAAGAACUGUACAGGAUUAACCUGAUUGCACAGCCAUGGAAGGAGAUUGUUUGAGCUGCAUGAAGUACCUGAUGUUUGUCUUUAAUUUUUUCAUAUUUCUGGGUGGCACAUGUCUACUUGGAGUUGGAAUCUGGGUCAUAGUGGAUCCCACUGGAUUUCGAGAGAUAGUAGCUACUAAUCCUCUGCUGUUCACUGGGGCAUACAUCAUGCUGGCCAUGGGAGCAAUGCUCUUUCUGCUGGGUUUCCUUGGGUGCUGUGGAGCCAUCCGUGAGAACAAAUGCCUGCUCCUCUUUUUCUUCAUGUUUAUUUUGCUAAUCUUCCUGGCAGAACUCUCAGCUGCAAUCCUGGCUUUUAUCUUUAGAGAAAAUCUGACCCGAGAGUUCUUUACCAAGGAGCUAAAGAAGCACUAUCAGGGGAACAAUGAGUCAGAUAUCUUCUCUUCCACCUGGAAUUCAGUCAUGAUAACAUUUGGCUGCUGUGGUGUCAAUGGUCCAGAAGAUUUUAAAUCUGCUUCACGUUUUCAACUUCUGUAUUCACACGAUGCAUUUCCUGAAGCUUGCUGCCGACGGGCGAUCCAGUCUCGAGAUGGAAUGUUUGUCAGCAAGGAAAACUGUCUCAUGGGGAAGGAAAUAUACCAAAACCGGCAGGGUUGCUACACUGUGAUCCUGAACUCUUUUGAGACAUAUGUAUACCUUGCGGGAGCACUUGCGAUUGGGGUUUUAGCCAUUGAGCUAUUUGCUAUGAUCUUUGCCAUGUGCCUCUUUCGAGGAAUCCAGUAAGAAGCAUCCCAUGAUGAGCUGAGAAUUUUUUCUGACCAUAUGUUUUGAAGAAAGGAAAAA